This is a messenger RNA of Eremomyces bilateralis CBS 781.70, 159 nucleotides long. RefSeq lists its product as uncharacterized. The transcript has a single exon. The annotation marks the transcript as partial. NCBI's taxonomy places the organism in Eukaryota, Fungi, Ascomycota, Dothideomycetes, Eremomycetales, Eremomycetaceae. The record is from RefSeq and is a predicted model, not a curated record.
GUAUGGAAGGCUAUGACGGACGUUGCCCGGAUCAGUCAAGAAACCGUGUUGAAAACCGGCAUGUUUAUCCGGCUAGAAGCCGUUCGGACGGAGGAGCAUCAGACAAAGUACGUGCCGCUGUCAUGGGCCCAAACCACGAAGGAUUUGGUAAGCUGGUAA